CCAGCCCAGAUCACCGGCGCCGAUCACCACCACCAGCCACUAGCCCUCAGCGACCCUCCCCAUCUUCCCAAUCCAAUCCCCUCUCCAAUCUCCAUGCCCUCCACAGCGUCCCCAACAGUCAAAGUUCAGCACUGUACUUGAUCGUCGAAAUGCCCGCCCCAACAAUCCGAACAUCGACUCCCAACAGUCCCAUAAUCGGCUACGGCUCCCAAGUCCCAAUGUCCGACCCUAGCCCUGAUCGAACACAUAGCCAUCGUAUCACUGAUCGAAUACAUUAGUAGAUGACCGACGCAAGCCCGCAGGUCUGAAGCGCCGCCGCUUCGAAAAAUAGGUGAGAAAACCGAGCGACCUGUGGGUUGUGACUGCCGCUUCUAUUCUUCAAAAUGGUGGAAAAUUCUGAUUCCAAUUGCUUGAUUGCUUUAAUUCUGGUUUAGUGCUUGGUUGAUUCAAGGGCCAAUUCAGUUACUCAGCCACGCCAUUUCCUAUUUCUAUCAACUUAUGCUUAAUCAAAUUAAUCUGAUGAAUUAAAAGUUGAAACCAUGGUGGCCUUAAACCUCUGUUCUUUGCUUCUAUUCUCUGCAUUUCUUCGUUUGUUCUUGAUCCUCUACGGUGAAUGGCAAGACACACACAUGGAGGUUCGAUACACUGAUAUUGACUACUUUGUAUUUUCUGAUGCCGCCGCCCUGAUGGCCAAAGGUGAAUCCCCUUACAAGAGAUCCACCUACCGCUACUCACCGUUUAUUGCUUUUCUCCUCAUCCCCAAUUCCUUCAUCCAUCCUUCUUGGGGCAAGUUCCUCUUUUCUGCAUCAGAUCUGCUUGUGGGGUUUCUAAUACACAAAAUCCUGAAACUAAGAGGGGUGCCGGAGAGACUAGUGUCCUAUUCAGUAAUGGUCUGGCUGUUUAAUCCUUUUACCUUUACAAUUGGAACUCGUGGAAACUGCGAGCCAAUCGUUUGUGCCAUUCUUCUUUGGAUCAUUAUCUGUCUCAUGAAAGGCUCACUUCUCCAAGCGGCACUUUGGUAUGGAUUUGUUGUCCACAUGAGAAUCUAUCCUAUAAUUUAUGCACUUCCCAUAAUUUUGGCUCUUGAUCCUCUAAAUUUCCAGCCUCAUAGUACCGAGCCCACACUGACAGAUUGGAGUUCUUUAAAGCCAAGUUCAUAUCUCGAAAGACGUUCUCUUUGUGCUUUCUUGAUAAGCAUUUUAUCUUGGAGGAGGGUGAUGUUUGGAUUAAUUUCUGGUGCUAUGUUCUUUAUCUCGACUGGGUUUUUCUUCUAUUUAUACAGAUGGGAAUUCUUGCACGAAGCUCUGCUAUAUCAUCUCACUCGUACUGACCCAAGACACAAUUUUUCAAUAUACUUCUACCACAUAUAUCUCAACUAUGAAUAUGAGUUCUCAGUCUUGGAAAAGCUAGUCUCUUUUUUUCCUCAGAUUAUGGUGCAGCUAGCAAUCAUCUUCUGUUUCGCCCAAGACCUUCCCUUUUGCUUCUUCGUGCAAACAGUUGCAUUUGUUGCAUUUAACAAGGUCAUUACUGCUCAAUAUUUUGUAUGGUAUUUUUGCCUAUUGCCAUUGAUUUUACCAUGGAGUAAAAUGAAGCUGAAAGGGGAGGGGCUAGGCUGCAUUCUUCUGUGGAUCGGAGCUCAGAUGCAUUGGUUGUUCUGGGCAUAUUUGCUUGAAUUCAAAGGAAGGAAUGUAUUUAUUCAACUUUGGAUAGCUAGUUUGCUGUUCUUGGCUGCAAAUACCGUUGUCCUCAGCUCCAUCAUAAGGCAACACUGCUACUCUCCGGUGUUCUCCAAGUCUGCACAUGGGGUUUCAAACAAAACUGUGAAACACGAAUAGGUGUGGUCCGACAAACACAGCUUAAUCACAAGGAUACAUCUUUAUCAGUCGUAGAGCAACUCUUUUUUUAAAGAAGGGUGGGCCGGGGCAGCUGAUAAGUUUGAAUAGUUGGGGGCUCUAUUUGAAUGGUCCCGCAUGUCUGAUGUCAUGGUGCCAUGUUGCUCAAUAUAUAUCUUAGUGGUGCUGUGUUGAAAGUAUAUACAUGCUGAAAGCAUAGAAAGUAACUUCAAUGAUUCUGGGAAAGAGUCCGGAGGACAGAGUCCUCGUAUCCUUAGAAAGACAUACAAAAGAUUUGUUAUAGAAGAGCAAUGUCCACAUUUUUAUUUAUGAUUUUGAGUAUUUGUGAAGUCGGUUAAGUUACUUGUAUGAUUGUAUCAUAGACACAUGAAACUAUGAAAGGAAUCCACCAAGAGAAAUAAUUCAUGUUUCAAGAAUCAUCCGACCUUGAACGUUUUGAUUUAUAGUGCAAGUAUUGUGUGGAACGAUAUAGAUCUAGUGAACAAUCUUCCAACGAUUUUUAUUUCGUUUGUAGACACUAGACAACCAAUAGGGCGCUUUUGUCUUGAAAGAUUUUAGUCUUUCACUUACAUGUAGGCUAUGUUUGGUUUGAUGUGAUCAAUCGUGUAAUGUAAUGAGUAUUACAUUUUGAUUCAAAUACA
Messenger RNA from Cuscuta epithymum, 2494 nucleotides. Lineage: Eukaryota; Viridiplantae; Streptophyta; Magnoliopsida; Solanales; Convolvulaceae. The record is from the annotation of a GenBank genome assembly.